AUGGCGGUCGAUUACGUAAUCGGUCAUUAUUAUGAUGUUAUAUUCAGCAGGUUUGUGACCCUGGAAUUAGUUUUUGAAUUUUUUUGUGAUGAAAUUUUUAUGUUUAAUAAAUAAGUUAUUAAUUAUAAAUACAGCAGAAAUAACAACGUAAAAGGUAAUGAGAGCAAGCGCUACAGAUUCACCGUCUCAAAACGUUCCCCGAACGCCACUGCUUCGAGGGAAUUCAGUGUUUACAAGACACAAUUCCUCGCCUUACUGGAACACACCAGCUCUUAGCGAUCAUACAGAACAUCUUCUUGAUCAAAAUGUGCCUCGUACACCAGUUUCAACGACAUUGCUACGUAACCGUCUUACCCCUAUCUGUUCCAGAACUCAUGAACUGUUAACUCCAGGUCGAACACCAGCUUCGGUCGUACCGAACCUAAUUACUCCUGUUAGAAAAGAAAGUGUCGUAAUAAAGGGCAAAUAUGAAGUUAGCAACACAGCAGUUAGCCAAGAACGUUUCCAACAAGUUCCCGAGGUAGCCAACGUUAAUAAUAAACAGGAUGAAUCAUUGCAUUCCAAGAAGAGUGUGAGAAAUAGGGACAGAGAGGAUGACAGUGACUUGAAUGAGUGUGAAAAUACCGUCGAAUUUUGUCUCUUCGAUACGAAAGAUGAUACUAUUUGGGGAUGAGAGUUAAAAUAAUACGCUUGAAACCGAAAGAAACGGAACGACAUCUUCUUUAUUAUGGUUUAUUUGAAUGCAAAAAACAAAGUCAGUAAAUUUCUUACCAGUUUGGUGUGGGACUGGUAAGAUGAAGUAAAAGCAAAUCAAAAAAUAGAAAACACAUUUUGGCAUGUUCUUCUGUACUUUUAAAAUUUUUCGUUUUUUAUUUUAACCUUAAUAUUUAUUAUUUUUCUCUUCACAAUGCGGCAGUGCUGCACAUGUAUUACGUCUGUGUACAAAUUGAAACUAAUUUGAAAAAUUGUAAAUAUUAUCUUGUCUUCCAAACCAAGUUUCGU
Messenger RNA from Ciona intestinalis (vase tunicate), 1002 nucleotides. NCBI's taxonomy places the organism in Eukaryota, Metazoa, Chordata, Ascidiacea, Phlebobranchia, Cionidae. The record is from RefSeq and is a predicted model, not a curated record.